Racocetra persica is the source of this 680-nucleotide messenger RNA. Lineage: Eukaryota; Fungi; Glomeromycota; Glomeromycetes; Diversisporales; Gigasporaceae. The record is from the annotation of a GenBank genome assembly.
CAAGCUUAUUUUAACAUGACAAGCAUAGAAAUUAAGAACGAAGUUGGUGUAGAUCCCAAAAAGCUUAGCAAUACCACAGAUAAAAUAAUGCCACGAAUUAAUGUAGGUCCAAAAGAGGUUAGAAAUACCGCGAUUUUAAUCGUGGGAUGCACCGGAGCUGGUAAAAGUACAUUAGGGAAUUGGUUAUUAGAUGUUGAUGUAUUUAAAGCAGACUCCACAAUGGGUUACGUCACUAGAGAAUGUCAAACUGCUUCAAUUCAAAUUGGUGAUAGAGAAUUUAUUCUAAUUGACACACCGGGAAUAUUUGACGCAAUGAUUAAUGAUGCAGAACAUUUAUCAAGAAUUGACAAAUUAAUUAACUUAUAUAUAAACAAUUACCGAAAUUUUGAAGGAACAGUUCGUUUGGUUAAAGAAUUCCUUGGAGAUGGAGUUGCCAAACAUAUGAUAGUUGCGUUUUCUGGCGUGAAUAAGAAGCAAACUGAAGAUAAUAGUAUCGAACCUAAGCUUAAUUCAUCGAUGAAGAAUUUUUUGAAAACCAUUCAAAAUCGAUGGAUCAUUUCUCCGAAUCCUGAUAUAUUUAACAGAGAUGACCAAGUUGUAAAAAGGAAUAUUGCUAAUGCCAAAGAGAUGAUUUUUAGAUUUAGGGUUGCAUAUAAUUUAUCGGAUUUUAAAGAAGUAAA